Molecule: messenger RNA, 282 nt
Organism: Prunus armeniaca (apricot)
Lineage: Eukaryota; Viridiplantae; Streptophyta; Magnoliopsida; Rosales; Rosaceae
Source: the annotation of a GenBank genome assembly
AUGAGGACCACUUCAGUACCAACGUUCCUGUCAGAAGAUGGAUUACUGUUCAGAAGGCAAAGCGGAGCUAGCCCUGUGCUACCCCUUUGCACUCCUUUCGGCAAUUCACCCGUAAUACAAACCACCGCUGAAGUUGAGCUUCUGGCCCAAAUAACUUCUCUUCAGCAGGACAUGGCUAAACUUCAAGAACAUAACAACCUAUUCUUGUCCAAAGUGGACGAAACACAGCACCUGCUUAAUCAGCAGCACACGCAUAACAUUCAAACCACCAAAUCUUCCUAG